GACCUCAGUCUACCUAAUGGCACACCUGUGGACACUUCUAGCCCAGCUUCCUCCUCAUCUCUCCUCAACAGACUGCAGCUGGAUGAUGACUUUGAUGGGGAAACUAGAGACCUCUUUGUUACUGUUGAUGAUCCCAAAAAACACGUGUGCACAAUGGAGACAUAUAUCACAUACAGGGUUACAACAAAGACCACACGAGCUGAAUUUGAUUUGCCAGAGUACUCUGUCCGCCGACGGUACCAAGACUUCGACUGGUUGAGAAACAAGCUGGAAGAGUCUCAGCCAACGCAUCUCAUUCCCCCUCUUCCUGAGAAAUUUGUGGUGAAGGGUGUUGUCGAUCGCUUUUCUGAAGAAUUUGUGGAGACGAGGAGGAAAGCAUUAGACAAAUUUCUGAAGAGAAUAACUGAUCACCCAGUGCUUUCGUUUAACGAGCACUUCAACGUGUUUCUCACAGCCAAGGAUCUUAAUGCCUACAAAAAGCAAGGAAUGGCAUUGCUGUCAAAGAUGGGGGAGUCUGUCAAAUAUGUCACAGGAGGCUACAAAUUGAGAAGUCGUCCACUGGAGUUUGCAGCCAUUGGGGAGUAUCUAGACACGUUCUCUCUAAAGCUUGGUACCAUUGACAGAAUAGCACAAAGGAUAAUCAAGGAACAGCUGGAAUACUUGGUGGAACUACGAGAAUAUGGACCUGUUUAUUCAACUUGGGGAGGACUGGAGGUUGAGCUAUCAGAGCCACUGGAGGGGGUGUCUGCCUGUAUUGGGAACUGUUGCACAGCUCUUGAAGAACUGAGUGAAGACAUGACAGAAGACUUCCUGCCUGUGCUUAGGGAGUAUAUGUUGUACUCUGAAUCAAUGAAGAAUGUGUUGAAGAAGAGAGACCAAGUUCAAGCGGAAUAUGAAGCAAAACUCGAAGCAGUAGCCUUAAAGAAGGAAGACCGUCCAAAGGUACCCACAGAUGUUGAGAAAUGUCAAGACCGAGUAGAGUGUUUCAAUGCUGACCUAAAAGCAGAUAUGGAGAGAUGGCAGAACAACAAAAGACAAGACUUCAGGCAGCUACUCAUGGGGAUGGCAGAUAAAAACAUCCAGUACUACGAGAAGUGCCUUACGGCGUGGGAGUCAAUUAUACCACUAUUGCAAGACAAGCCAGAGACCAAAUAAGAAGUACCUUCAUGGACAGUCUAGCACUUCUAUGCUCAGUACCACUAGACAUACUGGAACUGUAUGAAGGACUCCUUUUGUCAAGUUAACUAAAAUGCCAGCUGCAUUUGGGCUGGAACAGACACUCUGAAAACUGUUUGAUUAUUUUUUUUUUUUUUUCCCCCCCUCACUUUUUGUGUUUAAACAGGGGUAUGUUUCAUCUUUUUUGAGUUAUCUUGAAUGGUUCCUUCUUUGUCCUAUGGAGUGAUUGGGGUUUCAUAGUGGAAGUACACGGGGAUCUUGAUAAAACUUACCUCUCUAGUCUGGAAGGAACUGAUGAGUGGAACACUAAAAAGAUGAAAAUAAAACUCUACUGCAAGGUGCCAAAUGACAUCUUCAUUAC
This is a messenger RNA of Merops nubicus (carmine bee-eater), 1537 nucleotides long. RefSeq names its product sorting nexin family member 30 (gene SNX30). Lineage: Eukaryota; Metazoa; Chordata; Aves; Coraciiformes; Meropidae. The annotation marks the transcript as partial. The transcript has 8 exons. The record is from RefSeq and is a predicted model, not a curated record. Gene Ontology annotation, cellular component: cytoplasm. Gene Ontology annotation, molecular function: protein binding; phosphatidylinositol binding.